Messenger RNA from Lolium perenne, 1805 nucleotides. RefSeq names its product 6-phosphogluconate dehydrogenase, decarboxylating 1. Lineage: Eukaryota; Viridiplantae; Streptophyta; Magnoliopsida; Poales; Poaceae. The record is from RefSeq and is a predicted model, not a curated record. Gene Ontology annotation, biological process: pentose-phosphate shunt. Gene Ontology annotation, molecular function: phosphogluconate dehydrogenase (decarboxylating) activity; NADP binding.
GCCUCUCCUCUGGUAGGUGGUCGACGCAGCACGCACGCACCACCACCACAUCGCCGGCUUCCUUCGACGACGCAGAGCAGAUCCAAGGCGGGCGGGCAGCUACUACGAGAUGGCUCUCACGAGAAUUGGUCUUGCUGGCCUCGCCGUCAUGGGGCAGAACCUGGCCCUCAACAUUGCAGAGAAAGGGUUCCCCAUCUCCGUCUACAACAGGACGACCUCCAAGGUCGACGAGACUGUUCAGCGUGCCAAGAUAGAGGGAAACCUUCCUCUGUAUGGUUUCCAUGACCCUGCGUCCUUCGUGAACUCCAUUCAGAAGCCGCGUGUGGUCAUCAUGCUUGUCAAGGCCGGCGCACCGGUCGACCAGACCAUUGCAACACUCGCAGCGCACUUGGAGCAGGGUGACUGCAUCAUUGAUGGAGGAAAUGAGUGGUAUGAGAACACUGAGAGGAGGGAGAAGGAGAUGGAGGAGCGUGGGCUCCUCUACCUUGGGAUGGGUGUUUCUGGAGGAGAGGAGGGUGCCCGUCAUGGCCCCUCCAUGAUGCCCGGAGGCUCAGUUGAGGCAUACCAGUACAUUGAGGAUAUUCUUCUCAAGGUGUCUGCUCAAGUCCCGGACAGUGGCCCCUGUGUCACGUACAUCGGGAAGGGUGGCUCUGGAAACUUUGUCAAGAUGGUUCACAAUGGAAUCGAGUACGGUGAUAUGCAGUUGAUUGCUGAGGCAUAUGAUGUUCUCAAGUCUGUUGGUAAGCUCACAAACAGUGAGCUGCAGCAGGUUUUCGCCGAGUGGAACAAGGGUGAGCUCCUCAGUUUCUUGGUCGAGAUCACUGCCGAUAUAUUCAGCAUCAAGGAUGACAAGGGUGAAGGCUACUUGGUUGACAAGGUCCUGGACAAGACUGGGAUGAAGGGAACCGGGAAGUGGACAGUGCAGCAGGCUGCUGAGCUCUCUGUGGCCGCUCCUACCAUCGAGGCCUCCUUGGAUUCCAGGUUCCUCAGCGGGUUGAAGGAUGAGCGGGUCGCAGCAUCCAAGAUCUUCCAAGGUGACUACACCAGUGACGUACCUGUUGACAAGGCGCAGCUGAUCGAGGACGUGAGGAAGGCCCUCUAUGCCUCCAAGAUCUGCAGCUACGCCCAGGGCAUGAACAUCAUCAAGGCCAAGAGCACGGAGAAAGGAUGGGGCCUCAACCUCGGCGAGCUAGCCAGGAUCUGGAAGGGCGGGUGCAUCAUCCGUGCCAGCUUCCUGGACCGCAUCAAGAAGGCCUAUGACAGGAACGCCGAGCUCGCCAACCUCCUCAUAGACCCUGAGUUCGCACAGGAGAUCAUGGACAGGCAAGCUGCCUGGAGGAGGGUCGUCUGCCUCGCCAUCAACAACGGCGUCAGUACCCCGGGCAUGUCCGCGAGUCUGGCCUACUUCGACUCCUACCGGAGGGACAGGCUGCCUGCGAACCUGGUGCAGGCACAGAGGGACUACUUUGGUGCUCACACCUACGAGAGGGUCGACAUGCCGGGCUCCUUCCACACCGAGUGGUACAAGAUUGCAAACUCCAAGAUCUGAGUGACGGCUCUGGCAUGGUUUCAGUCUUCUCGGUAUCUUUGGUGUCCAGUUAUGGGUCCUUUUCCCGUAGAGGAGGAACUGCUGUUUAAUUUUAUGAGUAAUAAGUUCUGUAUUUAAUUUCGAUACGGAGGUCCAGUAUUCCUUCCACCACCUUUCGUAGUUUCAUGUAAUCAAGCCUGGAGGGAAACCAUUGUUAUUUGUCGGAUCUCAUAAUUCUGAGUUUAGUAUUGAAUAAUAAUAUGCAAUUUCACCUGCC